Molecule: messenger RNA, 1602 nt
Organism: Mycosarcoma maydis (corn smut)
Lineage: Eukaryota; Fungi; Basidiomycota; Ustilaginomycetes; Ustilaginales
Exons: 1
Coding region: 1-1602 (533 amino acids)
Biological process (GO): late endosome to vacuole transport via multivesicular body sorting pathway; vesicle budding from membrane
Cellular component (GO): multivesicular body; cytoplasmic side of plasma membrane; ESCRT III complex
Source: RefSeq, a predicted model, not a curated record
AUGGCGCAAAGCAGUGACACCACCGCUCGCAAAACUGGAGUAUCAAAGUACAUCUCCACUCACCCCUCGUUUCAAGACGCACGAUCCUCCUCUUCACCGCUUCCUGCGUUAUAUUCGGAUCUGUCUCGACAACGUAGAUCUAAUCCGGCAGGGUAUCGUGCCAGCGUCGAGUGGUGGAAAGACGUUCUUGUGGAUGUCACCUUUCGCGGUCUACAGUUCGACCAUGAUGCAUCCACUCCAUCUGAAGCAGACUCUCGACCGAGCUGUACGACUGCCGUGGUGGACCGAACAGUGUUUCGACUGGACGAGUCCACCAAGGCGCGCUGGACAGUCGAGCAUGUCGGGCGACCGCUUGGACUCGGUACCGUGAUUGCGGAGCUCGAGAGCGAACAUACUGUCUAUCCGCUUUCCACGUAUCUGAGAUCUUCUACACCGGUUCCUCUUGCUUCGUCGCUGUCUCCAGCACGUGCCGGUAUGCGCAUGUACAUGCCCACCGCAAGCGGUGUUGCUUCAACGCUGAUCUUGACACCUGCGCGCUGGGCGGCGUCUUCGCUGUACUCGCUCGUCGUCGGCUCCAACAUGGACGAUGACGACGCUGAUAGUGCUGACCAACAGCUGUUUCGCGCCAAGCGCGGCGACUGGGUCUUGCUUGCGCUAGUGCAUCGUCUUGCCACCACCUUCUUGACGCACUUCUACGCUAACCAAGCGCUUCUCAGCCCCGUCGCGUGUCUGAUGACGUGCGAUGAGUUUACGCUCAAGUUGGUCGAGGUUUGUUGGAAAUCUUUUGCGUUUGCUCCCAGCGCACGCGAUGUUGAGCUGGUCUUGACGUUUCUCUCACGAGAUUGUUCGCCAAGGCUGGUAGUGAAGCAAGGUGGACUGGUCAAGCUGUCAUCUACGCAAACUGAAGCGGUCCAACCGAUCAGUCAAGAAGACCGAUCGAUUAUCACAGUCAAAGAGACACUUGGCAAACUUGACGUUCAAAUCAAUUCGCUUUACGAUCAAAUUCGUAAUCGCAACUCUGAAAUCAAGUCUGCCCUGAACGCUUGCGAGAAGCGCAAAGCUCUCUCGCUGCUACACAGCAGAAAGGCGCUCGAAAAACAGCUCGAAUCUCGCCAAGCGGUUCGCUCCAACUUGCGCCAUGUGAUGGACAAGAUCGAAGAGGCCAAAUCAGAUGUCGAGGUGAUCAAAGCGUUCCGAGCGGGCGAACAGGUGUUGCGCCACGUACUCAACAGCGACGAGAUCAAGUUGGCGAAUGUAGACAAGCUCAUGGACGAUUUCGGUGAGCUAAUCGAGCGUCACGACCAAGUGCACAAUGCCAUGGCAAUAUCUAGUCAGUUCGAGGACCUAGAUCAAGAUCAACUCAUCGACCAACUCAAUGCGUUGGAGGCCGAGAAACGCGAGGAUGAACUACGAGAAAAGCACAAGCUGCACACCGACUCCAAGCCACUCCCACAACCACAGACAGAACAGAUGCAGUACGACGACCUACAAGCUCGACUCGACCGUCUCAGAGUAUCUACUACUCCUCCACCCGCAUCAACGCCAUCCCAACAAGACAAGCACUCCUCCACCAGUCAGUCUCAUCCUGCCAUCGCCGAAUGA